Molecule: messenger RNA, 1422 nt
Organism: Ilyonectria robusta
Lineage: Eukaryota; Fungi; Ascomycota; Sordariomycetes; Hypocreales; Nectriaceae
Product: histidine phosphatase superfamily
Exons: 2
Coding region: 1-1422 (473 amino acids)
Biological process (GO): dephosphorylation
Molecular function (GO): phosphatase activity
Source: RefSeq, a predicted model, not a curated record
AUGCAGUCCAAGCUCUCCCUCCUGCUCGCCCUCACCUCCCUCUCCCUCACCACCGCCGAGGAGGUCCUAGGCCUCUACGUCUUCCACCGCCAUGGCGACCGCACCGCCAAAGCCUGGAAGCCCGUCAACUUGACGGCCCUCGGCGCCGACCAGGUCUACUCCUCCGGGUCCUUCUACCGCAAGCGCUACAUCGACAGCGCCGCCGAUAGCAAGGUCCAAGGCGUCAGCUCAGACACGGCUGUGCUCUCGCAGAUUGCUGUCACCGCUCCCGUCGACAACGUCCUGCAGAACUCUGCCCUCGUUUUCCUCCAGGGCCUGUACCCUCCCACUGGCCACGUCGAAUUGCUCGCCAAUGGCUCCCGUGUCGAGGCGCCCUUUGCGGGAUACCAGUAUAUCCCCGUCAACUCCAUCGAUAACGCCGCAAGCGCCCAAGAUUCUGAGAACAGCGCCUGGCUUCAGGGGAACAGCGGAUGUACCAACGCCGAAGUCAGCUCCAACGACUACUUGUCCUCCUCCGAGUAUAGCAGUGCCUAUGACAGCUCCAUCGCGUUUUACACCAAGCUGCUGCCUGUCAUUAACGGCACCUACACCAAGGACGAGGCCAACUUCAAGAACGGCUAUUCUAUUUUCGAUCUCAUCAAUGUGGCUCAAAUCCACAAUACCUCGAUCCAAUCGGAUAAUCUUCUCACCGAGUCCACCGUAGAUGAGCUCUACAACCUUGCCUCCAUCCAUGAAUGGAACCUCGCCUACAACAGCAGCGCCCCCGUCCGUUCCAUCGCUGGCUCCGUCCUUGCGGGCCAGAUCCUCGAGGCCCUAACGCCCCUUGCUGAACGCAAGGCGGGCAACCCCAAGCUCAACAUCCAGUUCGGCGCCUACGGCACCUUCAUGGCCUUCUUUGGUCUCGCCAAGCUGUACAAGGCCCAUACGGACUUCAUGGGCAUCUGCAACUAUGCCUCAUCUAUGGUCUUUGAGCUCGUCACUAACGCUACCAACCCGACCACCGACGACGUGAGCGUUCGCUUCUACUUCUCCAACGGCACCGCCGCCGAGAACGAGCCAACCCUGUUCCCCCUCUUCGGCCAGGACAAGACGACUCUCUCGUGGGACGACUUCAAGACUGGCAUGACUGAUUUCGCCAUUGAGGAUACGGAUCACUGGUGCAAGCUUUGCGGCAACACCGACAGCACCUGCUCCGCCUCCAACAGCACUAGCAGCAGCAACAGCGACGAUGCUUCCUCGCAAUCCUCCGACGACUCUGGCAACGGAAUCUCCAAGCCUGUUGCCGGCGUCAUUGGCGCUCUCGUCACCCUGGCUGUGAUAUUGGGACUCCAGGCCGCCGCCCUCCUGUUUGGUGGCCUACGCUUGGUCAAGAAGUCGAGUCUGGCUCCAGCUGAAUCCGCCGCCAGUGGUGUGAAGGCAUGA